Frieseomelitta varia is the source of this 5366-nucleotide messenger RNA. Its product is annotated as mucin-5AC-like. Lineage: Eukaryota; Metazoa; Arthropoda; Insecta; Hymenoptera; Apidae. The transcript has 4 exons. The record is from RefSeq and is a predicted model, not a curated record. The coding region runs from base 1905 to 4226 and encodes 773 amino acids.
ACCAUCGUUUCCACGUCUUCGUCGAAGUCGCUCCGCGGUUAUUUUUCUCUUUGUUCUUCUUCCCGGCGGGACGAUCUACCGUCAUUCUUUGUCCUCCUUUUCCAUCUUCACCGCACUGCGUUUCCGUUUGCGUCGGUUCUCUUCUUUCUCUCUCCCUUCCUUUCUUCCCCAUUCCCGGUUUCGUCAUCUUCUUUUUCCACCCUUUUCUUCUUCCUCUCUUUCUUCCCAUUCCUCGUUCGCCAACCGAAUCUCCCCGGCGCUCUUUCUCUUUUCGCCGCCAGUCACACUCGAAACGCACAAGCGCCGGCUAUCGUUUCUCUCCCUCCUGUUCGCUCCCACUCUCUCUUUCUCUCUUUGUCGGUUGGCUGGCGUUCGGCGUGUUUAACCUCCCGCCGUCCCACAAGCACCCCCUCUACUGUACCAGCCGACACCGACGGGCUUCUGUCUCCGUUGGGAACGCGACGGGCCAUUCGUUCCGUCUCGUUCGCUCGGCUCCUCUCGUGCUCCGUGUGCGCGCACUGCCGCGCCGUUCCCGGUUCCCUCUUUCUCGCUCCCGAGUAGCUCCGGUGUGUGUACCACCGCUGUCACCUGAUCGCGGGACGCUUUUCGCGGGUGAGAUACCGCUCGGCCACCGAGUCAACCGAGUCUGCCGCCACCGUCGCUCGGUUUUCCUCAUCCCGCGCCCGCCCACCCGGCCGUCGUCUCCUCUUCCUUCGGCAUCUGCUCCUACUCUCCUCCUUCUUCCUCUUUCUUUCACGAGGCGCGCGCGCGCUCUCCUUUUCCUUUCCGUCUCGCGCGGACACGUCUCGUCGUGCCUGGUCUCUUCCUAUACUCGGCUCUUUGCCGCCGCGCUCGACGUCCAACUUGCGCGCGGCUAGCUGGUGGUUUUCCGCGAGGGAGCGAAACGAAACGAGAAAAGAGAAAAAAAGAAAAACCGAAGAAAAGUCCCUCGGAAGGAAAGGUGGGAAAACCGAAGAGAGAGAGAGAGAGAGAGGGGAGAAAAACCGAGACGUUCUGUUGGUACAGUGAAAGAAAAGAGAAAAAAAAGAGAGAGAGACGAGUAAAAGACAGAAAGGACAGAGAGUGCGAGACGAGAGGCAAAAAGAAAAACAGAGAAAGCCAGACAGACAGACAGAAAGAGAGGGCGAGAGAGAGAGAGAGAAGUGCGCGCCACCGACAUCGUCCAACCGCAACUGGCUUGCCCGAUCUCUCGCCUCUUCUUCCUCCUUUCACGGAUCUUCGCCGGUGCACACGUCUGAAGCCGACCGACUGGAGAGGGAGGUGACACUUUCGGAACGUGGACACGCGGCACGCACGGAUCGUCACGCUCUGGGAUACGUGAGGAUUCAGGAGAACUCCGCUGGCUACCGUGAUCUCGUGCAGAGGCGAGAUCCCUGGGCAACGGGAGAGAGUGUGUGAGAGAGAGAGAGGAACAGCGAGCAGUCAGUCGGCUGGAUUUUCCCGCGGCAACAUCCCGGAAGCGCGACGACAACGACGACUGUGCGCGGGGACCGUCGUCACUCUGUGGACAUCGUGGUGGACAUCGAGAUAUAUAUAUAUAUAUACAUAUAUAUAUACAUAUAUAUAUACAUACAACAGCCAGCGCACGACCAUCGUCACCACUACCAUCAUCGUCGCACAUCGCCGCCCUGUGUGUCACUCCUCCUCGUCUAUAUAUCGUUCCCCUCUUGUGUGUACACACCGUGUGUGCGUCUCCUCUGUCUCUCUGUGUGUCUCUCCGUCCGUCUGUCGGCGCGUGUAUCCCCCGCGUACAAACGAUAAUGCUGGCGGCUGACGGUUUCGGUGAUCGACGACGGCGCGGCCGGUGAACUAGUGACAGUGUGAAAUCGAUCGCGAACAGGGAAACCGGCCAGCGGUCGGUCGCUAAAUACACCCGGGGAAUAAUGGCCAGCGCGACAAUGGGACUCCGUCGCAGAGUACCCGUGAACAAUUCGCCGACCCCGUCCGGCCAAUCCGCGUCCGCAGGCGGCUCGUCCAGCACCAGCGGCAGCAAACGCUCGAGAACUGAGAACAACAACAGCCCGUCCCACGGUAACCUUAACUCAAUGCACCGGGACGAGCCACCAGCGAAGAAGUCGCGCGGCACAUCGACCAACGCGACCAAGAACUCCUCGUCGUCCUCCAAUUCCACAUCCCCGGAGACUAGCCCAUCGUCGAAGAGUCGCGGUGGAUCCGUGUCGAGGUCGAAUGCGCAGAGUGGCAAGACCUCGGCCGCUACCUCGUCCGUCUCCUCCACCACGUCGGACGCGGUGUCCAACAGCGGUGUGCUGGUGUCCAACAACUGGCAGACCUCGUCGAACAUGUCCGACGUGUCAACGUACGCGUCGGUGGCUGGACUGAGCAUGGGCUCGAGCCCAACCGGUGGCCUAUGCGCCGGUAGCCUCAGCAUGACCACGCCGAUUCCGUACAUGUCGUCGUCGAUGGCGACGUUCGUCGGAAACGCGACCAACCUCGGUAAGAGCUCGUCCGUGUCGUACCUGGACAUCUCGAACAUGACCGGUGGCUCGUUGAGCUCGUCCGCCGGUUUGAACGCUGGCUACGUUGGCAAUGGGAACGCGGGGAACGCGAUCGACUCGAAGAACGGUGUGCCGAUGCCUUUCCCUGGUAUGACCACCGCCGGUGUAAACGGAACUGGGCCAGGUGGUUAUGCUGGGAUGCAAAAGGGCCAGCCGGAGAACGCUGGUCUACCGAAGAAGUUUCAAAGCGAUGGUAUGUUCAACGCGUAUCAACCGUGGGUGAUCAAAACGUACGGCGAUUUGGCGAAGACCAAGACCAUUACGAUCAAGAAGUACGCGCGUAUACUGCGGACACUGAGGGGCGAGGAAGUGAACAGUGCGGAGAACAGCAAGUUUCGGUUCUGGGUGAAGAGCAAGGGCUUCCACAUCGGCCAGCCGGAAGGAUACGACGCGAAGCCGGCCGACAGGAUUAUCGGCCGUCACGCGGUGACGAGUCCCGGAUUGGAUCCACCGCUCUACGUGCCCACACAGCUGCCGCACAACAAGACAUUAAACGGCGCCGAGGGUACCGUUCCACCCGGAAGAGUGUACAAGAAAGUCGCCAUCGUGGAGAACUUCUUCGACAUUAUUCAUGCUGUCCAUGUUGACCUUGAGGGUCGUCCAGGGAAGCAUGCCGGUCAAAAGAGAACGUACAGGACGAUCACGGAAACGUACGCGUUCCUACCUCGGGAGGCGGUAACGCGAUUUCUUUUGGGCUGCACGGAAUGCCAACGACGGCCGCGCACCCCGAGCCCCACGAAUCUAUCCAAUCAACCGCAGCCGACGUCGGCGACGCCGUUGACGACGAGCACGCUAACGUCAACGGCGACGCCAUUAAGCCCCAACACUCUCACCACCGCGUCGACGACGUCGGUGCAAAGUAGCCCUAAGCUGCGCGAGGGAAAUCACAACGGCGAGGGCAAGCCUCUGUACAGUUACAGACACCAAAGGCAUCAAAAGGGGAGCACCGGCAACAACGCUGUUUCGACGUCGACGACGACAACGACGACAACGACGUCGUCAUCGACAACGACCACCACGUCGACGCAGGAGAAAGCCGAUAAGGAGAAGGAGGAGAAGUACAAUCCCUUGAGUAUCACGAAUUUGCUGAAGAAGGAGCCGGUAGCCGGCAGCUUUUUGCCAAGCGCGGACUCGCUGCCCGACUCGAGGAGGACCCCGGAGUCGGACCGGGCGAGCUCGAGAAGUUCAGCCUCGUCCAAGAGGAAAAGGAUGCUGCCAGAGGGUCGUACGCCGUCUCCUCAGCCCAGCCAACCGUUGCCAAGGCCGUGGAGCCCUGGACUCGAUCCCAAGAACACGCCCAUCGACUACAGUCUUCCCAUCACUACCUCGUACCUGAAACAUCAGCAGAGGCUGCUGCAGCAGCAGGCGGAGAAAAACAAGGCGGCCGCUAUCAAGGAGACCGAGCUCGAGCAGAAAGUGGCCGCCGCGAUUCUGCCGCCUGACGAGAUCGUCGACACCGUCGAGAGGGACAGAUACUCCCCGGCCACCGGGCUGAUCGACACGAAUCUCAAUCUAUUGGCCACCAUUCAACACCUUCACUGCCAAGUGAUGCUGGCCCUGACAGAGAGGCUCAGACCGUCGAUAACCAUGCCAAGUCCCCUGGUCUUGCCCACGGCGGCCAACGUGCUGACCAACGGGAUGAUGAUCGGUUCCGAGGUGUCGGUGCAAACCGGCGAGAACCGCACGUGAGAGAAGAAAGACCAGUCGCGAAAGAUAUGGAAGAAUCCUGGACUCUUCUAUUGAUUCUUCCCCGCUACUCCGUUGGCAAAGUUGCGCCGCGAACGCGCGCGUUUUUGUUACACGAGACCGACCGGGAUGAUACGAUGGACACGUAUCCGUUCCCGAUCGGAUGUGUUGAGUAUGAGAAAUAUAGUUUUCUAUGUAUUAUGUUAUAUGUGGAUGGAGGGACAAGUUAAGUGGAAGCUUGAUCGACAUCUAAUCUCGAUCUUGUACGCUAUCGUACGCCUGACUGGAUUACCUAAAUACACGGUUCGGACAUAGGAAGAAUCUUUCCGACCAUUUCACUUUUUUGUCAAAUUUGGUUAAGAAGAACAGUAACUCGCAGACUUUAUUUUUAUUCGUUUAUUAUGUCGCAAGCAUCGGUCCUGUGUGUGUUACGAUAGUGGAAAAAAAAAGGAACUGAAUCCAAUGGUGACAGAUGACACAAAGAGAGAAAUCAACUAGUUGCAUAUUCCUGCAAUCGAAUUGAUAAAUUUCAGAUCAACCGAUGAAAAAAUUGCGCGAGGACACUCGAAGAAACAGAGGAAUUGUUAGAGACUGUGUCGACGAUUCUCCUUUACUUUCAAUUGAUCGAAUAAGGGAUUCUUUUUCAAGAUUUCUGUACAUUUCUAACGUAUUCGGUAAUACCCGAUCGGUAGAUAUUGGACUCAUCCAGCAUGCACACCGAUCCGGCUCGUGUUCUUCCACGAGAAAGAGAGAGAGAGAGAGAGGGGGAGAGAACGGUUAACGCGGCCAAUAUCCGAUCCUAGCUGCCAUUCAAACUAUCGGCUAACGCGAUCAUCUAUUAAACCGGAUAAGAUCAAUUACUUGGUCGGCGUCGUGGCGUCAACGUCAGUUAAAGUCGGGAUCGGAGGGGGGAGGAGGAGGCUGGGAUCGGAUCUCGUUUCGCGCGCGCUCGAUAUAGACGGCGAAACGAGACGAAUUAUUCGUGAGUCUGUCAAAAUAUGGGUCGGCUCUGUCGCGCGUUGUCGAUUUAUAGAGGAAACGACCGCAACCUGAACAGCACCGCGGGGCCCUUCUACCGUGUUCGAUAUUUUGAGAUCUGACUCUCGAACGCGAUUCGCUCGUUAAAAACACACACAUGUAUAC